Drosophila elegans is the source of this 2245-nucleotide messenger RNA. It is a transcript of the gene Art7, whose product is annotated as protein arginine N-methyltransferase 7. Lineage: Eukaryota; Metazoa; Arthropoda; Insecta; Diptera; Drosophilidae. Bases 31 to 2148 code for a protein of 705 amino acids. Gene Ontology annotation, biological process: peptidyl-arginine methylation. Gene Ontology annotation, molecular function: protein-arginine omega-N monomethyltransferase activity. The transcript is spliced from 3 exons. The record is from RefSeq and is a predicted model, not a curated record.
UGUGGGAGAUAUUUAUUUUGCCGGUUUUUUAUGUUGAGGAAUUGGUUAAAGUCACGCUUGCUGGCCCCACGUACAAUGUCCUGCUUUUCGCAAGUGAUAAACCCGAUAACGGGCGAGAACUCCUGGCAGGAGCGCGGAGAUGACUACGAUUACCACCUGGAGGUGGCCAACGCGGGUUUCGGCGAUAUGCUGCACGACUGGGAGCGCAAUCAGAAGUACUUCGCAGCUCUAAAGAAGACCAUCGGCGGAAUGCGUGCGGCGGGCAGAGAGGUGCACGUCCUGGACAUCGGCACCGGUACAGGGAUCCUCUCCAUGAUGGCCCUGGAGGCGGGUGCGGAUUCGGUGACCGCCUGCGAGGCAUUCCUGCCCAUGGCCAACUGUGCGGAGAAGAUCCUGGCCGCCAAUGGAGUUGGCGACAAGGUGCGUCUCAUUCGAAAGCGGUCCACUGACAUCCAAGUGGGCGGUGAUAUGCCGCAAAAGGCCAAUCUACUGGUGGCCGAGCUGCUGGACACGGAACUGAUAGGAGAGGGCGCCAUCGGAAUCUACAACCAUGCCCAUGCCGAGCUGCUCACCGAGGAUGCUCUCUGUAUUCCCGCUCGCGCCAGAUGCUACGCCCAGGUGGCCCAAUCCCCGCUAGCUGCGCAGUGGAACAGCCUGAAAACCCUGGCCAACUUGGACGGUGAACCUCUGCUGCAGCCGCCAGAACAGCUCAAAGGCUGCCAAGGAGAGGCCGGUCUGCACGACGUCCAGUUGUCGCAGCUGCCCAGCUCCGCCUUCCGUCCACUCACCGAUCCCGUGGAGAUCUUCCAGUUCGAUUUUCAGCGCAAACAGGAACGUGAGAAGCAGCGGCAGCAACUGCUAAAACUGCAGUCUAAGCAACCUGGUGCCGCUGAGCUGGUCUUCUACUGGUGGGAUAUCCAGCUGGAUGAUGGUGGGGAGAUACUGCUCAGCUGUGCCCCUUACUGGGCGCAUCCCGAACUCAAAGAGCUGGCAGCCGAGAAGGGAAAGGAUCACCCGCUACCCAAUGUGGUGCCCUGGCGGGAUCAUUGGAUGCAGGCCAUCUACUACAUACCUAAGCCCUUGCAACUGCUCGAGGCAGGUAAGACCUUCCACCUGAGUUGCCAUCACGACGAGUACUCCCUUUGGUUCGAUGCUCGCGAAGAGGCGCCCACGAAAAGUGUGAGCCGUCAUACCUGCUCCUGUGACCUGCAUAUGACCUACUCGCGCAGCAGGAUUGGCCAGAUUAACCAGGCCCCUCGAAACAAACGCUACCUGCGGUACCUGGAGGAGUACAUUGAGGCGGGGAAAUCAAAUGUAUUGGUCCUGGGAAACGGCUGUCUGCUGGGCCUGGCGAGUUCUGCUCUGGGAGCUGCCUCUGUGCAACUCCACGAACCACAUCGCUUCUCUCGCAGAUUGCUUGAGUCGAUUGUACAGCACAACAAGCUAAAGAACGUGCAGUUUGUUGAAAAAGUGGAGGAACUUGAAAACUCCCAGCUGGCUGCCCUAACUCACAUCUUCGCGGAGCCCUACUUCCUUAAUGCGAUCCUGCCGUGGGACAACUUUUACUUUGGCACCUUGCUCAUGAAAAUCAAGGACAGGCUGCCGGAGAGCGUGCAGAUUUCGCCAUGUUCGGCGAAGAUUUAUGCCCUGCCAAUGGAGUUUCUGGACCUGCACAAGAUACGAGCCCCCGUUGGCAGCUGCGAGGGUUUCGAUCUGCGUUUGUUUGAUCAAAUGGUUGAGAGAUCUGCAGAGCAGGCAGUGUCCCUGGUGGAGGCCCAGCCUCUAUGGGAAUACCCCUGCCGCGCGCUUUCUGAACCCCAGGAAGUGCUCAAUGUGGAGUUUAGCAACUUUAGUAACGAGCAUAGCCUGAAAGGAAGCAUAGAACUGAAGCAUCCCGGAACCUGCAAUGGAGUGGCUUUAUGGGUGGACUGGCAAUUGGUAGAUGACAGCAGUCCCAAAUCCACUGUGAGCAGUGGUCCCAGUGAACCCGUCAUUCCCGGUGCCUUUGUUAAGUGGGACAUGUUCGUGCGACAGGGAGUGCACUUUCCGAGGAAAAGCAAAGAAGCCGUCACCCAUGUCGAGUGGAGCACGGAUUUCAAACCACUGCUGGGUGAACUGAAUUUCAGUUUUAGCCAGAAGAAGCUUUAACACACUGUUGUUGGAAUUUUAGCAUUUAUUCACAAAAAUUUUGGACAAAACUUCAACGAGCAACGUCAGGGUAAAUGCAUUGAAUGAUUGGAGGUUU